AUGCUACCGACUCCUAUAGUUAGAGACCUUGACGAGAAAGUUUACGAACCCGCAGAAGACUCGUUUCUACUUCUUGACUGUUUGGAGGAGAAACUUGACGCUCUCAAACAACGCAAGUAUCCCAUAGUAUGUGAAAUCGGUGCUGGAUCAGGCAUUGUGACAGCAUUUAUGAAAACCAGUAUAUUCCCAGGUGGAUAUUUUUUUGCUACAGAUGUCAACCCAACUGCAUGUCAGGCUAUUCUAGAUACAGCCAAAUACAAUUCUAAGGAUACCUACAAAAGUGUGGAAUCUUGUCAGAUGAGCUUAACUACAGCAAUUCGGAAGAACUCAGUGGACGUUCUAGUCUUUAAUCCGCCGUAUGUUCCUGCUGAAGAAGUUCCUGCUCUUCCUGCGGAAAAGAUGGACGACAAAUGGCUCGAUUUGGCAUUACUUGGAGGAGAGGACGGCAUGGUUGUAACUUGGGAGGUUCUCUUUAACCUUGAGUCGAUCUUGGCAGAGGGAGGAGUGGCAUAUAUUUUGUUUUGUGCACGUAACAAGCCGGAUGAUGUUGCAAAAAUCAUGAAAGAGAGGGGAUGGAACGUAGAGGUUGUUGUGCAUCGGAAAGCAGGAUGGGAGGUUCUCAGUGUAUUAGAAUUUAGGAAAUAG
Molecule: messenger RNA, 645 nt
Organism: Sungouiella intermedia
Lineage: Eukaryota; Fungi; Ascomycota; Pichiomycetes; Serinales; Metschnikowiaceae
Source: the annotation of a GenBank genome assembly